Molecule: messenger RNA, 2439 nt
Organism: Zea mays
Lineage: Eukaryota; Viridiplantae; Streptophyta; Magnoliopsida; Poales; Poaceae
Product: nucleotide binding protein
Molecular function (GO): protein binding
Source: RefSeq, marked validated
GUCCCGAUGCCAUAUGGAUUUCUCUAUCGACACAGUUCGCAAUAAUCAACUCGUUUCUCUCCGAUUGCUCCUCCGAGUCCGAGACUCCGUUCUCUCCCGCAUCCACCGCCGUCUCAUCCCCAAUCCGAGCAACGCCUCCCCUCGCCUCCAAAACCCUACCCCUCCUGUCACCGGCGGGGGCAUGAACCGGUGAUCGCUUACCUGGUCUCGUCUGUCUGCGCACGCGCGAGGUCAGUGAGUGAGCAUUGCGGUGGUCCGAUCGCCCGCGGGGGGCCAUGGCGUCUGUGGCGGGAUCGGGCGGCGGGGCAAGCGCGGGGGCCGGUGGGUUGAAGACUUACUUCAAGACCCCCGAGGGGCGGCACAAGCUGCAGUACGAGAAGACGCACUCCCCCGCCGUCGUGCACUACAACCACAACGGCAAGACCGUCGCCCAGAUGACGGUGGCAUAUUUGAAGGAGAAGCCAGCAGGCCAGGGUUCCACGCCUUCAACACCAAGUGCUGGUAGUGGGAUGCGGUCUGCAGCUGCGAGACUGCUUGGCACUGGGAAUGGUAGCCGGACACUUAGCUUCGGGAGCAAUGGUACCAGCAGGGCUGUCUCAGGAAGCAGCCGCAUGGGUGGAGGUAUUGGUGUGUCAACUAGUGCAAGUGGAUCGCAAGGCAUGGCGAACUACGAUGGAAAGGGCUCAUACAUCAUAUUCAAUACUGCGGAUACGCUCUUCAUCAGUGAUCUCAACUCACAUGACAAAGAUCCAAUAAAGUCCAUCCACUUCAGCAGCUCAAACCCGCUUUGCCAUGCAUUUGACCCAGAGGCCAAGGAUGGACAUGAUCUGCUCAUUGGGGUGUUCUCAGGAGAUGUCUAUUCAAUGUCACUGAGGCAUCAGUUGCAAGAUCCUGGAAAGAAGCCUGUUUCAUACCAGCAUUUUGUUAAUAAAGACAAAGACAAAGAUAAAGAUCCAAGUCAAGGUGGCGCUGCCAGCAGUCAGUGCACCUGUGUUGCAUGGGUUCCGGAGCGUGAAGGAAUUUUUGUUGUUAGUCAUGCUGAUGGGAAUCUGUAUGUGUAUGACAAAUUCAAGGAUGGAAAUACUGAUUGGACAUUUCCAACUGUUAAGGAUCAAAGCCAGGUGCUAAUUUCACAUGCAAAGUCGAGUAAGGGCAAUCCAAUUGCAAGGUGGCACAUCUGUCAAGGUGCAAUCAAUGGCAUUUCCUUUUCACCGGAUGGUGCUUACUUGGCAACUGUUGGGCGAGAUGGUUAUUUAAGAGUAUUUGACUUCACGAAAGAACAACUAAUAUUUGGUGGGAAAAGUUACUAUGGUGCACUGUUGUGUUGCUCUUGGAGUGCGGAUGGCAAAUAUUUGUUAUCGGGUGGUGAAGAUGAUCUUGUGCAAGUAUGGAGCAUGGAUGACAGAAAGAUAGUUGCAUGGGGUGAAGGGCAUAAUUCAUGGGUUAGUGCAGUUUCUUUUGAUCCGUGUUGGUCCCAACCAAAUUCAGAUGAAACUGAAGAAAAUGUCAUGUAUCGCUUUGGGUCAGUUGGACAGGAUACCCAACUGCUUCUCUGGGAUCUGGCAUUGGACGAGAUUGCUGUCCCUCUACGCCAUCCUUCCGGUGGGUCACCGACAUUCAGUAGUGGAAGCCCUUCUGCACACUGGGAUAAUGCAUGCCCUCCAACCGGUGUUCUCCAACCCUCUCCACGGAUGCGAGAUGUGCCGAAGCUCUCACCUCUCGUUGCACACCGGGUACAUGUAGAUCCCCUAUCUGGCUUGGAAUUCACCAGUGAAUCAAUUGUCACUAUAUGCCGUGAGGGGCUAAUCAAAAUUUGGGCACGACCCAUCCAUAGUGAAAACAACCAGCAGCCAGAUUCUUCUGAACAGGUUAUAGGCAGUGCCACUGCUAAGGAUAAGAUGUUAACAUCGUCAAAUAAAGCAGGUGCUUUCAGCUCCAGCUUCAAGCAACCGCCAUCUGUUCUUUUCACAUGAUUGAAGAGGCUUUGCUAGCAUUUUUAUCAUGCUCGCUUGGCCAUGGCCAUUCAUCUAUCUUUUGUUACUAACUUGAGGUUAAACGGAGCAGAGUAGCUUGGGAAGGCUUGCAGUAAAGGAUUGAAGAGGCUUUGCUAGCAUUUUUGUUAGCCAUUUCUUAUCCUGCUUCAUCGGCAACGUUUCUAGUUACAGAAGUGUCAUUGUUGCCAUCAAUGUUGGCGAAAGAAAAUAACAGAACUUGCUCCUGUACAUAUACAGACAUUGCCAUAAGAUGAAAUAUUACAAGCUUACUGGUUUGAUAUUAUUUGUUUCUUUGGUGCAGUCAGGUGGGCAGCCGAUAGAUUCCCGCGUGAGAACAGUAUUUUUUCCUCAGUCAGGCAAUAUUUGGUUUUUGUCGGGGCACACUAACUGCUGUAAACGCUACUUAAGUUUAUACGUUAUACAGCAAUUCAGAAUUCAUUUCUUA